Messenger RNA from Scedosporium apiospermum, 417 nucleotides. RefSeq lists its product as uncharacterized. The transcript has 3 exons. Bases 1 to 417 code for a protein of 138 amino acids. The record is from RefSeq and is a predicted model, not a curated record. NCBI's taxonomy places the organism in Eukaryota, Fungi, Ascomycota, Sordariomycetes, Microascales, Microascaceae.
AUGUUACGGACACUCGUAAGGCGGAGUGCCGCCGCUGCCGAAAGGCCGCCGUUGACUAUCCACAACAACCCUUAUCAGACAAAGAAGGUCUGGCCGCCGGAUUACAAGCAGCUCUCGUGGCAGGAACAGUUGAGGUUCGAGAAGAAGUAUAAGCGCAGGGUUAUAUUGGCGUCUAGGAGGCCGAAGUGGGAUAAGGGGGUUAAAUUGGUGCAAUUGGCGACGACAGUCGGUGUUCUUUCUUGGCUAUUCUUCUUCGCGGAGCUAGAGUUCCACGGGAAGAAGUACGUCCCGAACGAAGAGAUUCGCAAGGGUGUUGGCACUCUUUGGGGUAUCUUCGACGAGGCGAAUAGGUACGGCGACGCUUCGAGCGCGAAUCUCCCCGAGUUGGUGAACCAGAGAUCGGACAAAACAAGAUGA